This is a messenger RNA of Naegleria gruberi, 1026 nucleotides long. RefSeq lists its product as uncharacterized. NCBI's taxonomy places the organism in Eukaryota, Heterolobosea, Eutetramitea, Acrasida, Naegleriidae. The record is from RefSeq and is a predicted model, not a curated record. The transcript has a single exon. The coding region runs from base 1 to 1026 and encodes 341 amino acids.
AUGAGAAAACAACAUUGUUUUCUAUUCCUCAUUGUACUAUGCCACUGGUCAACCAUGAUUCUCGCUCACUGCCCACCUGGAUAUUAUGAUAAUAAUGUCCCACAUGAGAGCAGAUGUAUCCUUUGUGGUUUCGGUCAGUACUGUCCAGGCAAUGGCCAAUAUUUCAAUUGUCCUUCUGGAACCAUUGCUCCAAAUACAGGAAUGUCAUCUUGCACAAAAUGUUCAUACAGCAAUAGAACCAACAGUGCCUCAACUGUUUGUUUGUUGGCAGACACUCCAAAUAAUGCGCAAGAAGCUCUCGAAUAUGGUACAGACUCCGGUGAUGACAACUUGGAUCUAUUCAAGAUUAGUGCAAAGCAACAAUUUUACUUUACCACUAUUGAAACUGCUGACAUACCAUUAGAUAGAUCUCAUCCCAUUCAAUACAGCUUCGUUGCUACAAACAGGAAAUACGACAUUCCACUCAUUGUGAUCGCUUCCACUAAAACUGGUCAACCAAGCAAGAGCAACUUUCAAUGGAUUGCCUCUGGACAAAAUGCCACACUCAUUAUUCCAGUCGACUGGAUCGAUACAAACACAAACUUUAUUGGUUUAUACUUCUCUAUCAUCCCAUCUGUUGAUUAUACCGUUCCAUUUCUUGCAACAACUUUUAAACAUUUCAGAGGUGAAAUAUUCGCAAUUCCAAAUAGAAAGGUUAGUCAAGAUUUCAAGACUUUUCAGUUUAUGACAAACCAAGCAGUUGUUGAAUGGAGUGGAAUUCCAUCCUUGAGAAAGGUGAAUGUUUCUGUGACAUUAAGUGAUUUGACUCAUCAAGAUGAUUCCAAUCUAUUCUUUAGUUUGUGUUAUUCAACUAUUCCAACAAUUGAUUUUCCAAACUUUUUCAAUUCCAAUAUGGUUGUCAGAGGUAAAGUCAAUAAUCAGAUCAAUAUCAUUCUGGAAAAUAUAUCUGGAGGAAAAUUGAAACUAGGUGUCGUUGGUGGUCUAAUUGACUUGGCAAGAAUCACUGCAGAACUUGUCAUCUUGUAA